Molecule: messenger RNA, 894 nt
Organism: Ceratosolen solmsi marchali
Lineage: Eukaryota; Metazoa; Arthropoda; Insecta; Hymenoptera; Agaonidae
Product: ran-specific GTPase-activating protein
Exons: 4
Coding region: 16-750 (244 amino acids)
Biological process (GO): nucleocytoplasmic transport
Cellular component (GO): cytoplasm; nuclear pore
Molecular function (GO): GTPase activator activity
Source: RefSeq, a predicted model, not a curated record
CAUUUUAACAAUAAAAUGCCUGAAUUAGGAAUUAAUGGACAACGGAUAUCUGAGAAUGGCAAUAGUGAAGAAGUUGCUCUUGCAGAAUCUCCUUCAAAUUCACCACCGAUAGAAGUCCAUUUCGAGCCAAUAAUUCAACUUCCUCUAGUUGAGGUAUCAACAAACGAAGAAGAAGAACAUGAAAUGAUAAAAUUGAGAGCAAAGCUGUAUCGUUAUGAUACAACUGAUAGUCCUGCAGAAUGGAAAGAAAGAGGAACUGGUGAAGUUAAACUUCUUAGACACAAAACCAAAAAUACAGUUAGGAUUGUAAUGCGUCGGGAUAAGACAUUAAAAAUAUGUGCAAACCAUUUUGUGUGGCCUUGGAUGGAACUAAAUCCAAACUGUGGCAGUGAUCGUGCUUGGGUAUGGAGUGCUCUUGCUGAUUUUGCAGAUGAGCAACCCAAACCUCAAUUACUUGCAAUUAGAUUUGCUAAUGUAGAAAAUGCAAAAUUGUGGAAAGAGACUUUUGAUAAAGCAAAAAAGAUUGUUGAAUCUGAAUGUGAAGCUUAUUCUGGAAAACCUGAUAUAGAUGAAAGUGAAACUGAGAUUAGUUGCUCUGAUAGUGAAGAAGAAUCAAAAAUUAUAAAACAAGAUACAGAAAUAACUUCUACAAGCUCUAAAAUAGAAGAUAAACAGGAUAAAGUUGAAUUAACAAAAACUUCAGAUGUGACAACAGAUCUUGAAAAUUUAAAAGUUCAAGAACAAAAGUAAAUUUUAUAUUAGAAAAAAAAUUGAUUAGUAAUACUACAGACUAAAAAUUCCAAUACAUGGAAUUAUAACAUUCCUGCCAAUGUGCACAAAUAUUAAAAAAAAGCUAAUGUAAAAUAAAUUAGCAUUUUAAAUGAUUGAUUAAAA